CUCGUGCCGCCUGCAAGCCCACUCCGCCUUCCGCUCUGGUCUACGUACGCAUUAGUUCCGCAACACUCGUCAAUAAUGUGGUGUGUCUCGCGGCUAUGUCUGCCCUGGACUUUGGUCGGCAGCGUAUGGUUAUGGCCGGGCUGGCGGCGCGAGCGAAGCUGCCGUCGGCCCGGGUGCUGAGCAUUGGACUUGCCGUCGUAGCUGACUUCUGGGGUCGGCUCCAGACGUUUGUGACUUUGGGUAUCAGGCCGAAGGGUUGGGACACUGUGCCGUCUGCGCAUCCUUUCAUCUCUCGGGCUGUUUGUGACGGCAUGGUUUUGCGCUUGCCGUAUGACGCUGAUUCCCCGCCUCCCUCGCCGUGAGAGGUUGUGCGUGGUUGGUGGCUUUGUGUGUGGGCAGGUUGCACGCGUGGGCGACCGUUCUAGUACCUGGACGCUUGCGCCCUGGUUAGUGCGUGCGCUGUGCGUGUGUCCUGCGGCCUAGACGUUUCCCGGCACUUCUGUGCCUAGGCUUGUGACGUUGAGGCACAGCGGUGGGGCUCUGGCGGGUUGAGGCUUGGCUAGGACUCACUGUGCGCGGAGUCACACGGACUUUGCCCGCGGGAGGGUUUGCAGCAAAGUCGGGGUUGGUGGAGUCAUGUUGGGCCCUGAUAGCAUGUGAUGGCUCGGCGUCUUCGGGUGCUGGGACUGUCCCCUCUGUAACAUCCGCAUUCA
Molecule: messenger RNA, 713 nt
Organism: Chlamydomonas reinhardtii
Lineage: Eukaryota; Viridiplantae; Chlorophyta; Chlorophyceae; Chlamydomonadales; Chlamydomonadaceae
Exons: 1
Coding region: 96-362 (88 amino acids)
Source: RefSeq, a predicted model, not a curated record